Molecule: messenger RNA, 1619 nt
Organism: Pecten maximus
Lineage: Eukaryota; Metazoa; Mollusca; Bivalvia; Pectinida; Pectinidae
Exons: 7
Source: RefSeq, a predicted model, not a curated record
GUUUUCAAAGCUAUUUGAGGCGUUUGAAGUAAAUCUUCACUACCUUGGACCCCACACUCGGGUCAAGAGGAGAACAUCUGGAAUACCAUCUGCCAUUAUCGGGGCUGUUAACUUCAACACGAACUUUUCAGAAACAGUUCGUUUUAAUCCCGAGAACAGCAUAUUUGGUAUCCAGAAAUUAUCAACACAGACAUCUCCAACUCUGUUUAACAGUGACAGUCUACCACCCGUCACAGAUGAUACCGUGUACCGCGUAGCGUGUGAAUCAUGUUCCGGUGAUAUUUCCACAUCAUACAGGUUGCAGAUAAAAUUAGUCCGGACUCCCGAGAAAAAAGCAGAACUAGCAGUGUUUGUGUCAGAGAUUUCCGGGAUGGUACAAGAUCAGCUGACUCUGUCGGUAAUGUCGACUAGAGCUGUCUCCAGUAACCACAGCGCUAAUGUACUGAACACAGGGCUGUUUGAUCUAGUAAGCAUUCCUCUGGCCAUCCUUCCUGAUUUACCACCGCUGAACCUGACAGUGCGGGCUCAACUGAAAACGUCAGUCGACGUCUUUAUGGUUGCCACUGGGGCAAUGGAGGCUAAAAUCAAUCUUAAUGAACGUGGACAGUUCAAUGUGUUACACUCUCUGGGAUCGGAAAACAACUUAGGUGUAAACGCAACAUUUACGGACUGGAGGUAUACUAGGAGUGACACAAACAGUCUGGAGACGGAGGAAACGGUAAACGUCACAGCCACAGUAACCAAUCAGCUACAAUUUACUCCAAUGAUGGCCUGGUCGGAGAAAGACGUAUUUUGGAGUUUCGACUCCCCAACGACAUACAGCAAAACAACACAGAUGCAUACUUUUUCCAAUGUUGAUAAUGAGGCGUUAUGUUCCUAUGUGAUGGCUGAAUCAACAGGAAGACUAGAAUUAGAGAAGUUGACUGCUGAUGUUACAGCUUUUGGCUUUCCCUUGUGCUGCGGAGAUAUUGGUAUGACUCCCAGCGGAACAAACCAAACUCUUUCCACAACGAAUGUCACAAAGAGUUGUAAAGCCUACUGCUCUAGAACAGAUACUCCAGAACUAUAUCGAAGUCUUGAAGAAGCCUGUGGAGAGCCAAGCAAUCCGAUCAACGACAAAAAGGACGGCCUUAAAUAGUAGGACAUGUCCUUACAAAGGACUAAAAGAAUAAUAUGUAUUGCAAAUUAUCAUGGUUCAUGUACAUGCAGACAAAAUGCAUAAUAUGUAUUAGAUAUAUAAAUGUUUCAAGGAGACUAAACAUGAUAAAAUAUAAAAAGUUAUCAAAAUGGAAAAGAUCCAUAUGUCAUAGCCUGAACACAAAACGAUAUUAUCACGUAGUAAAACAAAUAAAACAGACAUCCAAACUUACAUCCGUCUGUAUCUAUUCAAGGUUAUAUUCAAGUGGUGUACCUCUGGUUUAUUCGGAAAACUUGGGUGUAAAAAGAUAUGGUGUCACCUAGCGGGCCAUGUAGGUCACUGGGUACUCCGGUUUUCUUCCACAAUAAGAACCCUUAAACGUUUCUAUCCGGAUCAACAUUAGCGUUUGAUAAAAGCUCGCAAAUCGUAUCAAAAGAAUAUAUGACAAUUUACACUACAACCGAGUGGAGAACAUGUUGAU